CCCUCUCCCCACCCGCCCCACGUACUAAGGCGCGGUGCCUGAGGCGCUCGUCUCACUGCCCUGCUUCCCCGCUCGCUGAGCGUCCGCGCCACGCCUCCCGGCCAAGGCUCCCACAGACCUCACCAAAAUGCCGUCUCAAAUGGAACAUGCCAUGGAAACAAUGAUGUUCACGUUCCACAGAUUUGCUGGGGAUAAAGGCUACUUGACCAAGGAGGACCUCAGAGUGCUGAUGGAAAAGGAGUUCCCUGGAUUUUUAGAAAACCAAAAAGACCCUCUGGCCGUGGACAAAAUAAUGAAGGACCUGGACCAGUGCCGAGAUGGCAAAGUGGGCUUCCAGAGCUUCUUUUCGCUAAUCGCCGGGCUUACCAUCGCGUGCAAUGACUACUUCGUGGCACACAUGAAGCAGAAAGGGAAGAAGUAGAAGUGGGCAGAGUGAAGGAGCCACUCCCACCCUGACAAGUUACCCCAAAGAUGCUUACAGAAUCUGCCCCACAGUGUCCCCCUGUAUAAGGAUUUCACGAGCAGAUUGGGGCCCUUUAAAAUACAUACAAAGAAAAUCCAGCUCCCAUGCCACCAGUAGAGAAAGGAAAGUCAGCUACAUGCCAGAUAAGCUUUUGAUUUCUAUGUUGUUUGCAUCCUCCUGCCCUCAAUAAACAAAUGCCUUUUUUAAUAGCUAAUCUAAGAGAGAACGUCUGUUCCUUCUGCAGGAAUGUUUGUUCCCUUCUCCAUUUCACCCAGAGCCAGCAGUCCCUUGGCCACAGCCCACUGCAGGACUGUCUCAAGAACCAGCAAAAUGGA
This is a messenger RNA of Trichechus manatus latirostris (Florida manatee), 798 nucleotides long. RefSeq names its product S100 calcium binding protein A10 (gene S100A10). Gene Ontology annotation, cellular component: cytoplasm. The coding region runs from base 128 to 421 and encodes 97 amino acids. Gene Ontology annotation, molecular function: calcium ion binding; calcium-dependent protein binding. The transcript is spliced from 3 exons. The record is from RefSeq and is a predicted model, not a curated record. Lineage: Eukaryota; Metazoa; Chordata; Mammalia; Sirenia; Trichechidae.